AUGGUUAACCUUGUUUUGGGGGGUGAUAGUGAGAAAAAAAUUCAGCAAAUAUCACUCUCUGACAACACAGUAUCAAGACGCAUUGAAGAAAUGUCUAUUGAUAUAAAAGAACAAGUGAUCAGGGCGAUAAAAGAUGCUGGCUUAUUUGCUCUGCCAUUAGAUGAAUCCACUGAUGUUUCAUCUUAUUCACAACUUCUUGUAUUUACUAGAUACGUUCAUGAGGGAAAAUUUAAAGGGGAAUUUCUUUUCUGUCAGCCACUUGAAACUACCAUCAAAGGUGAAGAUAUAAUGAAAGGGGUAACAAACUAUUUCAGUGAGUUAGGACUAGCAUGGAAGAAUGUGUGUGCAGUGUGUACUGACGGGGCACCUGCCAUGUUAGGUUCAAAAUCGGGUUUUGUGUCUAGAGUUAAAGAGAUUGCUCCUGAGGUUGCAGUGACUCAUUGCAUGAUCCAUCGUCAGGCACUUGCAUCUAGAACCCUCCCUAGGGAACUCCAAGCCAUCUUAGACAACGCUAUAAAGAUAGUCAAUUAUGUAAAAUCUAUGCCUGUGAACACUCGUCUUUUCAAACAGUUGUGCAAAGGUUUCGAUUCCGAGCAUCAACCUCUGCUUUUCUACACUAAAGUUCGAUGGCUAUCCAAGGGCAAUGUCCUGAACAGAGUUUUUGAGCUUAGAGAAGAGCUAAAGAUGUUUUUGGAUAUGCAAGAUAAGGAGCCAUUUUUUUCAAUGAUCCACUUUGGGAACCACGUUUAG
Messenger RNA from Macrobrachium nipponense, 750 nucleotides. RefSeq names its product protein FAM200C-like. The record is from RefSeq and is a predicted model, not a curated record. Bases 1 to 750 code for a protein of 249 amino acids. The transcript has a single exon. NCBI's taxonomy places the organism in Eukaryota, Metazoa, Arthropoda, Malacostraca, Decapoda, Palaemonidae.